CGGACUCGGCCGAGGCCGUCCGCCGCGUUGGCUUUUCGGUUGUUGGUCGCGGUGGCUGCGCGGCCUGCGGUCGGGCUGCGGCGCGCGGAGCAAUGGCGACCUUUGUGAGCGAGCUGGAGGCGGCCAAAAAGAACUUGAGCGAGGCCCUGGGGGACAACGUGAAACAAUACUGGGCCAACUUAAAACUGUGGUUCAAGCAGAAGAUCAGCAAGGAAGAGUUUGACCUCGAAGCUCAUAGACUUCUCACCCAGGAUAAUGUGCAUUCCCACAACGAUUUCCUCCUGGCCAUUCUCACGCGUUGUCAGAUUUUGGUUUCUACACCAGAGGGUGCUGGAUCUCUGCCCUGGACAGGAGGUUCUGCAGCCAAACCUGGAAAACCCAAGGGAAAGAAAAAGCUGUCUUCUGUUCGUCAGAAAUUUGAUCAUAGAUUCCAGCCUCAGAAUCCCCUGUCGGGAGCCCAGCAGUUUGUGGCAAAGGACCCCCAAGAUGAUGAUGAUUUAAAACUGUGCUCGCACACGAUGAUGCUCCCCACCCGGGGCCAGCUGGAGGGGAGAAUGAUCGUGACGGCUUAUGAGCACGGGCUGGACAACGUCACGGAGGAGGCCGUUUCUGCCGUUGUCUACGCGGUGGAGAACCAUCUUAAAGAUAUACUGACAUCAGUUGUGUCGAGAAGGAAAGCUUACCGGUUACGAGAUGGCCACUUUAAGUAUGCCUUUGGGAGUAAUGUGACCCCACAGCCGUACCUGAAGAACAGUGUGGUAGCUUACAACAACCUGAUAGAAAGCCCUCCAGCGUUCUCUGCCCCCUGUGCCGGUCAGAACCCAGCGUCGCACCCGCCGCCCGACGACGCCGAGCAGCAGGCCGCGCUCCUGCUGGCCUGCUCGGGAGACACUCUGCCCACGUCGCUGCCCCCCGUCAACAUGUACGACCUCUUUGAAGCUCUGCAGGUGCACAGGGAGGUCAUUCCUACACACACUGUCUACGCCCUUAACAUCGAGAGGGCCAUCAUGAAACUCUGGCACCCGAACCACGAGGAGCUGCAGCAGGACAAGGUGCACCGCCAGCGCCUGGCCGCCAAGGAGGGGCUUUUGCUCUGCUAGGACCCGGCACUGCGGGACCCUCGCAAACUCAUGAGUAGCUUUCGGAUGCACAUUUCAAGGCUGAAGUGUAUACUGUACAUAUAACCUUUCCUAUGGAAAUGUGACACUGAGUGCAUUUGUGUUGCUACUGUGGAGCCACGCACAGGAAGCGUCACUCGGAUAAGGCCCCGAGCUGUGUACGUGGUGCUCCCGACGUGGGAGCAGGCACUGAGGAGACCGCGCCUGGCAUGCUCGUGCCCAGGCAUCUGAAGCGCAGCGUCCUGCGGUCUGCGCGUGCUCUAGGUGACACCUGGAACAAGGAAGCUGUUGUCGCCUCGUCUCCAGGGAGAAAUCCAGAAUUCCUGCCAAUCUGCUGAAGAAUUAUGCUCUUGCAUUUGGGUUGAAAUAACCUGCACAGUGUUAAAUAUCAGAUUACCUCCUCAUUUUUUAAAAGCUAUAUCCCAGGAAAAUUUAUCACUACAACUCUACAGAAAAUAUGACUUGGAAAUGCUAUGCUCUUUGACAGAAUAAAGUUAUGUUUGAAAACAAAAUCAAAACAAAACUUUUGGAAUGCAAUUAAUCAACCUUAUUAAAUUACUCAAGUUUUUUGUUUUGUUUUUUUUUUUAGAGUGAAUAUGCCAAAAGAUUGAUUGGCAUGGCCAUUUGUUAUCACUGUAGAAUUUCUACCCUUUCAAGUGAUGAAACAAAAAUAAUUUACAUUUGACAGUGUUAUUGAUAACCAAUUUUUUUUUAAGAGAUACAUUGCUUUUUCUGAAGAGUUAGUGUUGAUGGAUAAAUUAGAAUGUAGAUGCAUUUGUGUAGGUCUAAGUGAUGGAUGUAUUGAUGUGUACAUAUGGUUCCUAUAUCUGGAUUUGUGUGAUUUUGUACUUUAAAUGUGACAAUAAACCUUUUGGGAGGAAACAUUUUUUGUCACUGAACAUAUAAGGAAUACUGCCUUCUACAGAAAUAAUGAAAAGCCUGACUUGAGGAGAUCUUGGUAGAAACUUCAGAAGAAUGUACUAGAUGAAACAAAGAUUAAAAAGCACGUUCUGAUUAA
Lepus europaeus (European hare) is the source of this 2136-nucleotide messenger RNA. RefSeq names its product transcriptional adaptor 1 (gene TADA1). The record is from RefSeq and is a predicted model, not a curated record. Bases 93 to 1100 code for a protein of 335 amino acids. NCBI's taxonomy places the organism in Eukaryota, Metazoa, Chordata, Mammalia, Lagomorpha, Leporidae. Gene Ontology annotation, molecular function: transcription coactivator activity. Gene Ontology annotation, biological process: regulation of transcription by RNA polymerase II. Gene Ontology annotation, cellular component: SAGA complex. The transcript has 8 exons.